AUGCAGUUGGCGACGAAUAUUCUAACUUGGGCAGAGCACACCCUCCUCUCGCUGACGGCGAGGCAUAUCAAGGGCAGCCUGAACGAGUUGGCAGAUUCGCUCAGCAGGACAGAGCUGCACAGGUCAGAGUGGUCUCUGAACGCAGGGACGUUCGCAUGGAUCACCAGCUUGUGGGGCUGUCCCGAGGUAGACCUCUUCGCAACAGCAAACAACAAGCAGGUGGAACAAUUUUUUUUCGCUCUCCAGGGACGACGGAGCCCUAGGGGUGGACGCUUUGGUGCACCCCUGGAGCUUCAGUCUAGGGUACGCAUUUCCCCCACUGCAGUUAAUCCCGAAUGUGCUUCGGAAGCUCAGGGGCGAACGGAUGGCGUUAAUUCUCAUAGCGCCAUGUUGGCAGAAGCGGCCGUGGUUCACGACCCUCCUGGAGUUAUGUGUGGCAGGGCCUCUGCUCCUUCCGCCAGCGGCGGAUUUAUUGAUGCAGGGCCCGGUGAGCCACCCGCAGGUGCAAGCUUUAAAUUUAGCAGCAUGGCUACUGAAAGGGAGGUGUUAAUCAGCAAAGGGUUAUCCGCACGGGUGGUGACUACACUGCUGCACAGCAGAAAGCCGGUGACCUCUGCGAUCUACCUGAAGGUGUGGAAAGUGUUUUCCAGCUGGUACUACAGGCAGGGUAGGCCUGCGGUGGCCACAGUGCCAUUGGUGUUGGAUUUCCUGCAGGUCGGUUUGGAUAAAGGGCUUUCCUGUAGUACUCUGAAAGUGCAGGUUUCUGCCCUGUCUAAUUUUGUGGACAUUCGAUUGGCGGAGGAGCCUCUCAUCAGACGAUUUAUCCGAGCAGUAGGCAGAAUGAGACCCCCGAAGAGUAAGGGGGUGCCAAACUGGGAUCUCUCGGUGGUGCUGCAAGGGUUUCUCAAACAGCCUUUUGAGCCCCUGGAGGGGUGUUCCAUCCAGCAACUGACGUUGAAGACGGCCCUAUUGGUGGCGUUGGUUUCCGCACGUAGGGUGAGCGAAAUUCAGGCAUUUUCUAUUACCGACCCCUACUGCACCAUCCUGGCAGAUCGGAUUAUUUUGCGACCAGACCCGGCGUUCUUGCCGAAGGUGGUUUCCACCUUCCACAGGACUCAGGAGGUGGUCAUUCCGUCGUUUGCCACUAACCCGGCCUCUGCUAGAGAACGGGAGUGGCAGGGUAUUGAUGUUCGAAGGUGUGUCUUGGAGUACCUCCAAGAAAAUGAGAAAUCGCCAAGCCAAAACCGGAAAGCCAAAGAUGCUACAUCAGAUAGCGGAAAAGAUGGCCUUGCAUACUCUGCCCUACUCAAGAAUGAACUCUUAGGAGCUGGAAUUGAGAAGGUUCAGGAUCCCCAAACUGAAGAUCGUCGCUUGCAGCCUUCUACACCAGAGAAGAAGAGCCUUUUUACAUAUUCCUUAAGUUCCAAGAGAUCCAGUCCCGAUGAUGGAAAUGAUGUGUCUCCUUAUUCUUUGUCACCUGUGAGCAACAAAAGUCAAAAGCUAUUGCGUUCUCCACGAAAGCCAACCCGCAAGAUUUCUAAAAUUCCAUUCAAGGUGCUUGAUGCCCCUGAACUGCAAGAUGAUUUCUACCUCAAUCUAGUUGACUGGUCAUCUCUUAAUGUUCUAAGUGUAGGAUUGGGAACCUGCGUGUAUCUGUGGAGUGCAUGCACGAGCCAAGUGACAAGACUAUGCGAUUUAUCUGUAGAAGGGGACUCUGUGACAUCAGUGGGUUGGUCUGAGAGGGGAAAUUUGGUGGCUGUAGGUACACACAAAGGUUUUGUGCAGAUUUGGGAUGCAUCAGCAGGGAAGAAACUGUCCACAUUAGAGGGACACACAGCUAGAGUUGGGGCACUAGCUUGGAAUGCAGAUCAGCUUUCCUCUGGAAGUAGGGACCGUAUGAUUCUACAGAGAGAUAUUCGUACUCCACCUGUGCAAUCUGAAAGACGGUUACAGGGUCACAGGCAGGAAGUGUGUGGCCUCAAAUGGUCCACUGAUCAUCAAUUGCUUGCAUCUGGAGGAAAUGACAACAAGCUCCUGGUAUGGAAUCAUUCAAGCUUGACACCUGUCCAACAGUACACAGAGCACCUUGCUGCAGUGAAGGCAAUUGCCUGGUCUCCUCACCAACAUGGUCUUCUCGCGUCAGGAGGAGGAACUGCUGACCGUUGUAUCAGAUUCUGGAAUACACUUACUGGUCAGCCUCUCCAGUGCAUUGACACGGGAUCUCAAGUUUGCAACCUGGCCUGGUCAAAGCAUGCCAAUGAACUUGUGAGCACUCAUGGCUAUUCUCAGAACCAGAUACUUGUAUGGAAAUACCCAUCUUUAACACAAGUUGCAAAACUAACUGGACAUUCCUACAGAGUUCUUUAUCUUGCCAUGUCCCCAGAUGGUGAAGCCAUUGUUACAGGUGCCGGAGAUGAAACAUUAAGGUUCUGGAAUGUUUUUAGCAAAACAAGAUCAACAAAGGAAUCUGUCUCCGUUCUCAAUUUGUUUACCAGGAUACGAUAAACCAUCCUUUUCAUCAGUGUUCUGAGCCACUGGUUUCUGAAUCCAGUUCUGCGUUCCAACCAAGAAAACAGACUGUUUACUGUGCAGAGCUGAGAUUCAACACAAGACUAAUAAAGAUGAGGAAAAAUACACAGCAUUAUAUCUAUAUACAUUAUUCAAAGAGUGGUAAUGAAACCACUGUUUCCCAUAUACUGGAGGAGGAUAAUAGCAACCCUACUGACUGUGUUCUGUAGAGAUGUGUUUAAAUGUGCAUAUUGAAAGCAAUCAUGUACGUCUUCUAAUUUCAGAUUAACACCUUACAAAAAUAAUUUGCCAUAUUUUUAGCUGACAGAAAGUUAAAGCAGAGACGCCACCAUGCCAAAAUGUUUUGGGACCAUACUCUGUUGUGUAUAGAUGGAAAAUACCCAUACUGAUUUGUCUUGCUUGCAUGCAAUGGGGUUCACACAAUAUAAGUACUUCACUAGUACAGCUAUACGUGCAUAUUCUCACCCUAGAUUUUUAUUUUGUGAAUAUUUCUGUAGUGCUCAUACUGAGGAUUGGCGGGUGGGUGGGGAUAGUAUAGGGAUUUGUGUGAAUGUUUAAAUGAACGUUUGGUUUUUCUCAUUGUUACAAAAUGUUUAAUUCUAUGCAGUUUCUAAUUCUUUUUAUGGUUGAUGCUCUGUAUUUUAAUGUUAAUUUAAUGUUCUGUUUUGGAUCAUUCAGAAAAGUCGCCUGGCCUUGUCCUCCUUUUUUGUUGCAGUGUUUUGCACAACAGAGGCAUUGUUGGGAAGGAGAACGUGGAAUUGCU
Nanorana parkeri is the source of this 3292-nucleotide messenger RNA. Its product is annotated as fizzy-related protein homolog. The record is from RefSeq and is a predicted model, not a curated record. Gene Ontology annotation, cellular component: anaphase-promoting complex. Gene Ontology annotation, biological process: positive regulation of anaphase-promoting complex-dependent catabolic process; anaphase-promoting complex-dependent catabolic process; positive regulation of ubiquitin protein ligase activity. The transcript has 12 exons. The coding region runs from base 1 to 2505 and encodes 834 amino acids. Gene Ontology annotation, molecular function: ubiquitin ligase activator activity; protein binding; anaphase-promoting complex binding. NCBI's taxonomy places the organism in Eukaryota, Metazoa, Chordata, Amphibia, Anura, Dicroglossidae.